This is a messenger RNA of Penicillium brevicompactum, 657 nucleotides long. Its product is annotated as OPI10 family protein. Gene Ontology annotation, cellular component: cytosol; nucleus. The coding region runs from base 1 to 657 and encodes 218 amino acids. The transcript has a single exon. NCBI's taxonomy places the organism in Eukaryota, Fungi, Ascomycota, Eurotiomycetes, Eurotiales, Aspergillaceae. The record is from RefSeq and is a predicted model, not a curated record. Gene Ontology annotation, molecular function: nuclear import signal receptor activity. Gene Ontology annotation, biological process: protein import into nucleus.
AUGUUCUCCGUUGUGGUCCCCGGACGCCCGUGUAUAACGGACAUUGUCGCAGUCGACGGCCAACCCAACGGCCAAGCAACGAAGUUCGCCUUUACAAUCCCAUUAAGCGCCUCUCUCAGCGAUAUAGUGGUCUUCUUCCUACCAGGAACAACUUUGCCCCCAAACACCGGCGCAGCAAUCUACGCCCAACUCCCCGAUCCAAACGGCCAACCAUCAGACUUCCGCUUCAUCGGCGCACUCGCAAACGAGAAACCCUCUGGAAUCUUCACCGUGCGGCAAUCAAGUCGCACCGAGGCUGAAGAGGAGGAUGACAUGCUCGACGAAGGAGGUGGUGGCGCGGGCAUCAUGACGCUUGGAAUUUCCAUUGAAGAGGUGCAGGUCAUUGCGCCGCAGCUUGCGUCUCUCGAGGCGGAGAAAUCCAACACCUCUACUGCGUUGGUGAAGCAGGCUGUGGGACAGAGGCAGAUUUCUACGAAGGUUCUGGCGCAGCGCAUCAUUGGCAGCGCGUUCAAUUUCCUGGCUAGUUUUGCGGAGUCGGAUAAAGGGCAGGAUGUCGUGCCUUUGAAGAGCUUCCAUAAUUGGUGGGCCAAAUUUGAGCGUCGCAUUGAGGUUGAUCCUGCAUUUUUGGAGCGCGAGGAUCCCAAUGCCAAUGCGUGA